UUGACUGCCUCUGCAUUUCUGUACUCUCUCUCUCUCUCUCUCUCACCCACUUUCCUCUGCUUCUUCUCCCGAAAGCUUCGCCUGUCCGAUUUGAUCUCCGUCCUACGCGCGCACGGAUUAUCCAAUCUAGCCUCUCCGAUUGCCUUUCGCUCUCUGGGGUUUGGAGGAGUUUGCGGAGAUCUAGCGGUUUUGGUUGGAGCCGGAAAAGCAUGCGGUGGUGGCUGACUCGUUCUGUUGAUGUGUUUCGCAAAGUGAUAUCUCUGAAUUUGUACUGUAGAGUCAUUCUGUAAUUGUUUCUCGUUUUACUCAAGUGGAUUACUGAAUACCCUCCUUUGUUUUCGAACUCAAAUUAACCGCUGAUAUAUUCCCCAUGGGAUCCUCUUUUUUCGUCGUCGUUCCUUGCUAUGUCCGCCAGAUUAGUUGAAUCCAUCUCUAAAUUCUUGUUUCAGUUCAUUUUCGGCCUUUUCCCGGUUUCUUGUAGUUGUUUAAGCUUUAGCUCCGUCCAGCUGUUUUUGGUAUUCUCUCUUUUUUGAAUCGUGGUAUCCCUUUUGUUUCGGUUGGUUACGUCUCUCGAUUCCGGUGAUCAAUCAGCUUGAAUUUGGUUUUUUUCUGUGUUCUUUGAAAUUGUGGUGCUUUGGAAGUCUGUCGGUCUUCCUAAAACAUAUUCAAGUGCGGGGAAAUUUUAAGUUAUGGUAAGCCAAUCAGCGAGCCAAACAAGAUUUCGAGCAUUGAAACAUGAGAAUGGGAUUGAUGGGAGCGCCACCAUAGUUAUUAGAGUAAUAGCAUGCUUUCAACCUCUUCAGGAUUGCCAGGCUGAAUAUUUUCGUCAUUUGCUGAAACCUGUCACGUAGAUAAUUUUUGUGCUUUGCGUUCAAGUUAAGCUGGAGAUUUUAGUCUUUGAAUUGUUGCUGAAAGAGACAUUAAUCAACUGUUUCUAGCUGUACAUAACACUUUCUGGUAGUUGAUUUGAUUGGAUGGGUGAAGAUUUUGGAUCUUGGAUGCCCCAGCUGCCCUGUUGGCGGCCACCUGAUCCAUAUUCCUUCGGUGCUCCUUUUGCCUUGGGGCAACAGAACUUCAGUUCUGCAUAUAGAAAUCCUGGCACUAGUAUGCUGUUCACAAAUGGAACUCUGCCAGUGUAUGCAUCGUCUGGGUUGCCCCAUCCGCAAGUACACAGACGAAAUGAACCUCAUGGUUGGUUCUAUUGCCUGCCCAGUUUCCAACAGGGCUUCAUGCCUGCAACACAUACUGUUCUCGGAGAGAAAUUUUCUACUUUUUCCUUCCAAAACCCCAAGGUGACAUUGGCACCCUGUGUAGACCCUGACAGUAAGCAGAAGAAAUUGCUUGUCAGCAAUCCGUCAGGGGAUCAAACAAGUUUGGCCUUUAAUUCUGGAAUAGUGAAUCCUUUGCAGUGCCCUACUUCUUGGUACCGGUACCAAGAAGGCAGGUACCAUGUCAAUGGGAAUGAUCAUGCAUGUAAUAGAGAUUUUCCAAAUCUCUCCGGAGCAAUUUUGACUAAUGAGUUCCAAGGAAACCAUGAAUCUGGUGAUCAAAGUGAGAUGCAUGAAGACACGGAAGAACUGAAUGCAUUGCUCUACUCAGAUAAUGAGAGCGAUUACUCCGAGGACGAUGAAGUUACUAGCACAGGUCAUUCCCCCAGUACAAUGACAAUUCUUGAGAAGCGGAAUUGGUCCGAAGCAAGGGAUGAAGAAGUUGCUAGCUCUUGUGGAAUAACUAAAAAGCGGAAGCUAUUUGAUGGAGGUUAUGAUGUGCCGUCUGUCAUGGACACUGCAAGUUCCAAGAAACCCAACAGAGUAGCUGACUUAGAGGAUGAUGCAGAUUCCAGUUGUGCCUGCAGCAGAAGUUCUGGGUCUAGAGAAUCAGAUUCCGAGUCCAGUAACAAGAUGAAAAAGGAUAAGAUUCGCGAGACGGUGAGCAUUCUGCAGGACAUAAUUCCUGGUGUCAAGGGAAAAGAUGCAAUGGUGGUGCUCGACGAAGCCAUCCUCUACUUAAAAUCGCUGAAGUUCAAGGCCAAAGCUUUCGGACUCGAGUCUCUCUGAGUCCCAACCCAUCUGUUCCAGUAGUAUUUGUAGUAGCAGUGACAUUAUCAGUUCUUGUCGUUUAGAAGCAGUUAAUGUGAAAUUGCAGAAUAAGUUGGUGGUGUAUAUGCAAUGCCUGUAGACAUGGUAGGACAUGAGGCGUGUUCCAGCUAAGGCGGUGGUGAAAAAUGUAGCUUGAAGUCGAAUCCCUCUUGAGGUAUUUUCUUCAAUGAUUGGGUAGGAUUGGAAAUCAGCAGAGCUUCAGGGUUGGUUAUCAUGAGCAAGAAAGACAGUGGUGCUUUACAUAAUGUCCCAAUAAAGGGCGGUGAAUCAUGAUUUUAGGGUUAAGAUAAAGUGACAAGCGCACCUGGGCAUGGGGUGAAUUGAAAGACUGGGUAGUUUUAUUCCGGAGGGGCCCUAAAGAGAGGAGAAAGAGGUGCACGCCCUUGGUUGUAUUUGGGUCCCAACUCUCACUUUCUCCUCCCUUUUGUUUACUUGUCCAUGUUUAUCAUCUGUGGAGCUCCCCGCUUUUCUGAUGUCCAAGUUUGCAUGAGCAAGAGCGCGCCUUCUCCACUCCUUCAUGCAACAACUUGCCGAUGGGGCACAUUGGGAGCCCGACCGGGGGGCCCUAAUCCCCACCAUAUCUCGCAUCGAGCCAGCCAUGUGAUGGAGACUAACCUAGCCCUUAUCGGAAUUUCGCUGUAAAUUUGAUGGCUGAAUAGGCUUUGAGAUCAUAUCCUUAUUUGGGGGUUGGAUAUUAAUGUUGUUCUUGGUGUAAUAACAGAACGGGAAGCAUAGCUGGGUUGGGCGUAAUUUAAGUUGGGUUGGUGUUAGUGUUGUCCUGAUGUUUGUGUACUUACGUCGCAUGCACGCAUUUGUGAUACGA
Molecule: messenger RNA, 2922 nt
Organism: Argentina anserina (silverweed cinquefoil)
Lineage: Eukaryota; Viridiplantae; Streptophyta; Magnoliopsida; Rosales; Rosaceae
Product: transcription factor bHLH143-like
Exons: 4
Coding region: 975-2057 (360 amino acids)
Molecular function (GO): protein dimerization activity
Source: RefSeq, a predicted model, not a curated record